Molecule: messenger RNA, 2670 nt
Organism: Equus caballus (horse)
Lineage: Eukaryota; Metazoa; Chordata; Mammalia; Perissodactyla; Equidae
Source: RefSeq, a predicted model, not a curated record
ACCAAUCUGGCCCUGUGGAAGGCGUUUGGCACCCAGCGAGAGACCACAAUCAACGUCCUGCAGCUGCUCAUAGACAUCCUGGAAAAGCUCCACUCCAGAAGGGAAACGAGGAAGAUGGCCUUCCAGCCUGUGGUGGUCAGCAUGAGGGAAGAGAGGGAGCCUAGGAAUUACUGUUUGGGGCCUUGGGGGCAGAACUGAAGAUCAAGGGACAGCUGCAGGAUGGAAGCCAAUCUUAGGGAGGAGCAAAGAGGAGAGGUAGCAUGUGCCUUGUGUGAAAUGCUAUCAGGGUCCUUAUGCCAGGAGGCCGUCCAAGAACUCUGUCCUCGGCUGUUGCUGGCUGUGCUAUGUCAUCUCUACUGGGUGAUUGAGCAAAAUGUUCCCACAAAGAUAGUGGUUUACAGCAAAGAAGGGGGCCCAGGAGGCAAGAGGAAGCCCUUUGACCCCACUAGGGCAGGAGAGGGACAAGGUGAGGAUUUCAGCCACCUCUGCCCUGGGCCACAUGGUACAUCGAGUUCACAAAUUCAAGCCUGGAUCCGCCCUCCAAAAAGAGAUCUACACUUUUCUAGUCCCACUGCUGCUCAGCAUUUAGGACACCACCGAGGUAGUCAAGCUCUUGGAAGUCUGAGGAACGAUCCUGUGGAAGAUGUCCAGUCUUUGGUCCACACUACCCCGAAGAGAACUGAUGAAAAUGUUAACCUCCCGCCUGUCUCUCCUCCCAAGAUGAGCCGCUUCAGCAGUAGCCUCUUUAAAUUCUCUGCAUGAAAGCCCCAGAAAGAAAGCAGCAACUGUUUAAGAUUGUCAGACAGGAAAGAGAGGAUGACGACAAUCGGAAAAAGAAGGCCUGGCGUUGGCUCCCGGGCCCUCUAACUGUACUGCGCAACCGGUGCAACAGCGGGGUGAAAAAUGCCCCACGUAGCAUAGGCGAUUUAGGUGAAAAAUCAACAUAGUCACAAACACCAAAGUCGAAGUGCACCGGAAGAAGCUGGGUCUGUCGAGGAAUCAGUUGUUGGCGAGUCACUGUGAAUAUUUAGAAUGGGGACCACAGCCGUUCCCAUUGUCUGCUCAGAUGUCAGCACUUCGCUCCACAGCGGCCUCUCCCGCCUCUGGUCUAGUGGCGUGAACUGCUUUGGAACAAAGCUGAGGAGGCAGUUUUGGUCUUAGUAGACACAGUAUGUUUCUUGUCCUUUAUCACCCAGGGGAUUGUUGCCUAUUAGCACAUACACUUGUUAAUAAAAUUUAUUUUCUCGUCCUAAGACAAGAUGGCUUCCACGCUAGUUUUUGUGGAUUGGGGAUAAACCCGAGUGACAGGAACAGCUCUGGAAGCGUCUCCUUCAGCCUUCCGGUAAAGUUUCAAAUGACAAAAAGGGAGGAGUAGGGUGGCAGAGCAGCUUAGUGCCUAGUUUUCAAUCUGUUUUUCCUACCUCCGCACAUGUUGGAUGAAAUUCACGUGCCUGACGCACCUCCGUGGUGUAUUCAGAUCUCAGGUUAGAGCGUGAAAAGGUGUUCCAGGGUUGUGUGCAGUGGAGCAGCAAUGCCUCCAGCCCUCUUUCACUCAGGAAAGCACGUGAGAUUGCCACCGAGUAAGUGACAUUAUUGUGGGGAUAACUUUGGUCCAUUCUCAUCUAUUUUAAAAACUCAUUCUAAAAUUUGGGUUUGAAUUCUUGCUCCCACUACCACAUAACAGUUAUUACACACUAGUUCUUUUACGCUCCUUCCAAGCUCUGUGCUUCACUUCCUUCGUGCCUGAUUUCUCGUCUACAAAGUGCUAUUUAUAAUACCUCCUGUGGUAUGGUCUCCCAAUAUCCAUUCUCCCCUUCUUCCUUUUUUUAACCACGCAUUUGGUUGCCUGGAAUAAAGAAUAUGUUUCCCAUCCUCUCUUGCAGCUAAGUGUGACCAUGUCACUAAGUUCUGACCAAGUGGGUGUAAGGGGAAAUGGCCCAUGCGACUUCCCAGAAGUGCUCUUAAAGGGCAGAGCACAUCCAUUUCUGUCCUGCCUGUCUUCCUGGUGACUAGACUGUGAACGCGAUGGUUGGAACUAAACUGCGAGAGGAAGUGAUAUAUUGGAGAUGGCAGAGCCGAAAGAUAGAAAGAACCUAGAUCAGUUAUGAUAGCAGAGCUGUUUACCGGUUUGCAUAUCUUACCUUCAGACUUUGUUUAUCUAGGGAGGGGGGACAAAUACAAUUUUAUCUGUUUUAACGAAUGUUGUUUGAGUUUUCUGUCACAGGCAAACCCAAUCCUGAUGGAUUUACUUAAUCUUUCAACAUUGCUGUAAGGAUUAAAGGAGAUAAUGAAUACAAAGUAUUUAGUAGUUUGUCUGGCAUGAAGUAAGAAGGCAAUAAUUUUUUUUCAAAAGUUAUGAAACAUUUAGGCUGUUGGAACUUGGUUCUGAGAACUUUCAAAGAUAUGGAAAGACCAGAGAAUCAGUUCUUACUUUGGUCACAUUGACUCAUUUUACUUCUUUGAAGUUAGCAGUGAUCAGCAUGGUUUUGAUUGCUUCUAAAUUUUACGAACUUUUGGAUAAAGUCUUUUGAAACUGGUUUCCUCAUAUUUAAAAAUGAGAAUAUUUAAAUGUACUUUAUAGGCCCUGCAGAAUUAAAUGAAAUAGUGCUGUGUACUUGGUAUAUAAAUGGCUGUAAAUGGCACUUAAUAAAUGGCUGUAAUUAGUCUCUA